CGUUCUUCCGAUAUAAUCCAAAUGUACAUCUCUUGCUUACCUGAAGACGAACGUCAACUUUUAAUUGACGAAGGUCUUGACCUUCCUCCUGUUACUCCUCUUCUUUUUGAUUAUUCCAAAUAUUUACAAAGUUUUGAUUCGGCUUUUUUUACUGGUGCUAUAAUGUCUUGGCUUACAACUCGUGCAAAUUAUCGUCUCGAUUCUGAGAAGGAUGAUGAUCCUGAUUUAUGUACUUACACCUAUCUUGUACAAUGUGUAAUAGGAAAUCUAUUAUUUAGUCAUAGUAAAGGAUUAAGAGAUCUAGAUCUUGCUCAUUUCGAAGAUGAUGAUGAUUCUUUAAUAAUUGAUAUUGCUACUUUCGAUGAUGCGAAUAAAGCUUUAUCAAGAUUAGAAAAUUUCCAGUUUGAUUAUUCUGGUUGGAAAUUAAAUGAUACUGAUGAUGAUAAAUCUUCUGAAAUUAUUUCAAAUUUAUUUAAUUUCAUGGCUGAAUGUUCUCAUAAUAUUCAAUAUAUUUAUAUUAAUAUUACGAAUCUGGCUGGAAAAGAUGAUGAAUUAGUACAAAUUGCAAGAAGUUUUAAAAGAUUAAUCGAAGCACAAAAAGCUGUUAGAGAAUUAAUUAUUGUGGAAUUUUGGAGUCCAUAUGUUGCAGAUAUUUUAUUUAAUUCUUUAAUAUGUCAAUGGAAAUCUUUGACUUAUUUGAAAUUUCAUCAUUUGGAUAGUGAUCAAUUUGGACUUUUGUUACCUAUUCUACCUAUUCUCGUUAAUUUGAUUAAUAUCAAACAUUUAUAUUAUCGAGAUGAAAAAUCACAUGUCGACUCCCAAAAUUUUAUCAUUCCCAUAUUACAAAUGUCUAAUAAUAAUUUGAGGACAUUAUAUUUGGAAGAUGUUACUCCUUUUCUCAUUCAACAGAUUGGAAAUAAUUGUAAACAUUUAACGCAUUUGUCCCUAACUUUGGUUACACCUGAAAUUCCUGACCUAUUAUUUACGCUACUUAGAUCUUUAAAAAACUUGGUUCAUUUUUCAUUAUAUAGUAAUUCAACUGAAUGUCCUUUUCUUUCAACCGAUAGUUUGACUCAAUUUUCUGAGGCGAUACCAGAAUCUGAAAACGAAGGUAAACGUUAUUUAUAA
Messenger RNA from Racocetra fulgida, 1128 nucleotides. The record is from the annotation of a GenBank genome assembly. NCBI's taxonomy places the organism in Eukaryota, Fungi, Glomeromycota, Glomeromycetes, Diversisporales, Gigasporaceae.